Molecule: messenger RNA, 2982 nt
Organism: Anthonomus grandis grandis
Lineage: Eukaryota; Metazoa; Arthropoda; Insecta; Coleoptera; Curculionidae
Product: glutamate receptor ionotropic, kainate 2-like
Exons: 14
Coding region: 327-2978 (883 amino acids)
Biological process (GO): monoatomic ion transport; synaptic transmission, glutamatergic; modulation of chemical synaptic transmission
Cellular component (GO): postsynaptic membrane; plasma membrane
Molecular function (GO): transmitter-gated monoatomic ion channel activity involved in regulation of postsynaptic membrane potential; glutamate-gated receptor activity
Source: RefSeq, a predicted model, not a curated record
ACUACUCCUCUGUUAAGCUUUUUCAGUAUCACUAUUUACAACCAGGAUUUACACAUUAAUUUAAAUUUAAUUUGGCAUUGUAGAAACUACGAAACAAAACUGGUGGAGUGUUAACAUAAAAACAUUUAAUUCAGAGUUCCUUUAACUGAAUACCCUUCCUAAUAAAAGCGAUACAAAAUCGGGCCCCUUCGAUUAAUCGCCGAGUCAAAAAUAGAAUCGGUCGUGGCGCACAUGUUUUAAGAUCAUUGUUUUGGGGAAAAUAUUGUUCAAUGACUUGCAACUGCAUUUAAAUUAAAUAACGGUGAAGACAUCACAACAAAUAUAUUAUGAAGAAAGUUAGUUUAUGGCUGUUAAAUUUUUUUUCAAUUACAUCUAGUGUUGUGGCGGUAAAAUUCCUGGAUCACUACCGGAUUGGUGGAUUAUUUUCAGAUGACAUACAUAAAGCAGCAUUUCAGGUUGUUAUUGAUAACUUAAAUAAAAAGUGGGACACUGCACCAUUUUUUUUAAUUGGGGAUAGCCUAAAUGUAUCUUUUACGAAUCAUUUUCAUGUUCAAAAGGCUGCAUGUUCAUUACUAGACAAGCGAGUAAUAGGAAUAUUUGGCCCAAGUUCGAGGCACACAUCCAGCUACAUCCAAUCAAUAUGCGACAACAAAGAAAUACCACAAAUUGAAACUCAUUACAAUCCCAAUGUUGAAAAGAUCCAGUCCGAUAUAAAUUUAUAUCCUCAUGCUGCUGAAAUCGCUUAUUUUGUUAUGCAUUUGAUUCGCGAAUUUACCUGGGACACCAUUAUAAUAUUGUACGAGAACAAUGAUAGUUUGGAAAGAAUUGCUCCGCUUUUAGAGCUGAAUAUUGAGUAUGGAGUACAAUUGGUGUUUAGGCAGCUUGAAGUAGAUCAGGAUGGCUCUUACAGAGCGGCAUUAAAAAUAAUAAAAAAGAUGUCAGUCACUAACAUUCUUAUAGAAUGUUCUCUUGACAUUUUAGAAGAAGUUUUAAUAGAAUCUCAAAAAGUUGGAUUAAUAACAGAAAAAUAUCGCUUUAUAAUCACCAAUUUGGACCUGUCGACACUGGAUUUGGAACGGUUUCAAUACAGCGGAUGUAACAUUACAGGAAUUCGUAUGUUUUCCACUGAAAAUGAAAACCUUAUAGCUCUCGCGGAGAAGAUUAAAACAACGCCCCACCUUAUUGAAGAGGAAUUGGAACUGAAGAGAAUCAUGACGCUCUCCACAGUUUUACUUAUAGAUGGCUUAAAUAUGUUUUAUGAUGUCAUAAAAGAAUUAUCUGAAAUGAGCAAGAUUAAAGCUGAAAAGUUAAAAUGCCACGAUGCGAUAUCUUGGAAAUAUGGAUCAACUAUUGUCAAUCAGCUUAAAAGUAAAGUCUAUCAAGGAAUUACAGGGAGAGUCUCUUUUGAUUUGGCAGGAUUUAGACGAUAUUUUACUUUGGACUUAUUAGAACUCACCACCAAAGGACUUUUAAAAGUGGGACAGUGGGAUUCUGAAGAAAAAUCUUUAAUUACUGACAGAAGUCAAGUUCCACAAGAAGAAAGUGACGUAGAGCACAGUAUAUUCAAUAGAACAUUUCGUGUCCUGAUUGUACUGACUGCUCCUUAUGCAAUGCUAAAAGAGUCCACCGAUCAACUAAUAGGAAAUGACCAGUUUGAAGGAUUUUGCAUAGACAUAAUUCAUGAGUUGAGCGUUAUAUUAGGCUUUAAUUACACGUUUAUAGUUCAAGAGGAUGGAAAAAAUGGAAAUCUUGAUAGAGCUACGAACGAGUGGGAUGGUGUCAUACGGCAGAUUAUAGACGGUAACGCUGACUUGGGUAUAACAGAUCUUACAGUAACCUCAGAUAGAGAAAGGGUGGUGGAUUUUUCUCUACAAUUCAUGAACCUAGGUAUCAGCAUCCUCUAUAGAAAACCAGAACCGGUUCCUCCAAGUUUGUUUAUGUUCCUCUCUCCAUUUUCUACGAGGGUUUGGCUUAUGUUGGGAGUAGCAUAUAUAUUUGUAUCUAUAUCCAUCUUUAUCAUGGGUAGAUUAUCACCCAGUGAAUGGACCAAUCCUUACCCGUGUGUUGACGAACCAGAAUACUUGGUGAAUCAGUUCAGCAUAAGAAAUUCACUUUGGUUUACUAUUGGCGGCUUGUUGCAGCAAGGAUCUGAGCUGGCUCCUAUAGGUAUUUCUAUUCGCACUGCCUCGGGUUUCUGGUGGUUUUUCAUUCUUAUUAUGGUGUCUUCCUAUACGGCAAAUUUAGCCGCAUUUUUAACAGUAGAGACUAGGGUUACACCGUUUAAGAAUAUUGAUGAUUUAGCUAAACAGACUGAAAUUAAGUAUGGCGCGAAACGAGGGGGAGCUACUGCGAGUUUUUUUCAUGACUCCAACCUUACCACCAACCAAAUAGUCUACAAGCACCUCAAAGAACACGACGACCAAAUGACCGAUGAAAACGAGGAAGGCGUACGAAGGGUCGAAACAGAAAACUACGCUUUUCUCAUGGAAUCCGUGACCAUUGAAUACAACGUUGCUAGGCAUUGUUCUUUGGCUCAAGUUGGAGGACUCUUGGAUAAUAAAGGAUAUGGAAUAGCCAUGCAAAAAGAUUCAAAAUACAGAAAUGAAAUUAGUACAGCAGUGGUGAAACUGCAGGAAACGGGUGUGUUAACCAAAUUGAAAAUUAAAUGGUGGAAGGAACAAAGGGGUGGUAGCACUUGUUCGAUCCAGUCCAAAAAAUCAGAAGCGGAAGCCUUAGAUCUUCAAAACGUCGGAGGUGUGUUCCUUGUAUUAUUCUUAGGUGCACUACUGGCUCUCCUAGGAUCAUUUAUAGAAAUGUGCGUUAUUCUAUAUAGAAAACGUAAAGUCUACAAAAAACCAUUCAAAUAUUUACUAUGGAAGGAAUUAGAAUUUUUUUUCCAGUUCGGUAAAAAUGUUAAGACUGUGGGUCGCGAUGAGCGCGAACCGGUUUCAAACCAAAAUAAUAAAGUUAGUUUUUAAUAAA